This is a messenger RNA of Condylura cristata (star-nosed mole), 1463 nucleotides long. RefSeq names its product gamma-aminobutyric acid (GABA) A receptor, pi (gene GABRP). NCBI's taxonomy places the organism in Eukaryota, Metazoa, Chordata, Mammalia, Eulipotyphla, Talpidae. Gene Ontology annotation, cellular component: GABA-A receptor complex; membrane; neuron projection. Bases 12 to 1334 code for a protein of 440 amino acids. The transcript is spliced from 9 exons. Gene Ontology annotation, biological process: chemical synaptic transmission; regulation of membrane potential; signal transduction. The record is from RefSeq and is a predicted model, not a curated record. Gene Ontology annotation, molecular function: extracellular ligand-gated monoatomic ion channel activity; neurotransmitter receptor activity; GABA-A receptor activity.
AGCUCCUCAUUAUGGAACACGUGCUUCACUUGACCUUCCUGUAUCUGAGUCUCUGUACUCAAAGGAUGUGCAUCCUUGGGAAUCAGCUCAGCAUUGAUGUGAGCAGAAGUGACAAGCUCUCCCUGCCUGGUUUUGAGAAUCUCACAGCAGGAUAUAACAAAUUUCUCAGACCAAAUUUUGGUGGAGAACCAGUUCAGGUAGCACUGAAUCUGGACAUUGCAAGUAUUUCUAGUAUUUCAGAGAGUAACAUGGAUUACACGGCCACCAUAUACCUCAGACAGCGCUGGACAGACCAGCGGCUGGUGUUUGAAGGCAACAAGAGCUUCACUCUGGAUGCGCGCCUUGUGGAGUUCCUCUGGGUCCCAGACACGUACAUCGUGGAGUCUAAGACGUCCUUCCUCCAUGAAGUCACUGUCGGGAACAGGCUCAUCCGCCUCUUCGCCAAUGGCACAGUCCUCUAUGCUCUCAGAAUCACAACAACUGUGGCAUGUAACAUGGACCUAUCUAAAUACCCCAUGGACACACAGACAUGCAAGUUGCAACUGGAAAGCUGGGGCUAUGAUGGAAACGACGUAGAGUUCAGCUGGCUGAGAGGGAACGAUUCUGUGCGUGGGCUGGAAAACCUGCGGCUGGCUCAGUACACCAUCCAACAGUAUUUCACCUUGGCCACCAGGUCACAGCAGGAAACAGGAAAUUACACCCGACUGGUCUUGCAAUUUGAGCUUCGGAGGAAUGUCUUAUAUUUCAUUUUGGAAACCUAUGUCCCUUCUACGUUCCUGGUGGUGUUAUCCUGGGUUUCAUUUUGGAUCUCCCUUGACUCAGUUCCAGCAAGAACCUGCAUUGGAGUGACCACUGUCUUGUCAAUGACCACACUGAUGAUCGGAUCCCGCUCUUCUCUGCCCAAUACCAACUGCUUCAUAAAGGCCAUCGAUGUGUACCUGGGGAUCUGCUUCAGCUUCGUGUUUGGGGCCCUACUGGAAUAUGCAGUUGCCCACUACAGCUCCUUACAGCAGAUGGCAGCCAAAGAUAGGGGUACAGCGAAGGAAGUAGAAGAAGUCAAUAUUACUAACAUCAUCAACAGCUCCAUCUCCAGCUUUAAGCGGAAGAUCAGCCUCGCCAGCAUUGAAAUUUCUGGUGAUAAUGUCGACUAUAGUGACUUGACAAUGAAAACCAGUGACAAGUUCAAGUUUGUCUUCCGAGAUAAGAUGGGUAGGAUUGUUGAUUAUUUCACAAUUCAAAACCCCAGUAAUAUUGAUCGAUAUUCCAAACUCCUAUUUCCUUUGAUGUUUAUGCUAACCAAUGUAUUUUACUGGGCAUACUACAUGUAUUUUUGAAAUUACAUUGUAUUGUUUUCAUUCCAUUGGCCUUCAACAUAGGGAGGUGAUGAUGUAAAUGGUAUUGUAUGCUAAGUGUACAUCCUAAUCCAAGUGAUUGAAUAAUAUUUGAGCAUUUCUACACACACA